AACGCAACCAGAGAGUGUCGCGCCUUUUAGCUCAGUGUUUCAGUUCAAAUGCACCACAGAAAUUGGCUUGGCGUUAUAUUUUUGCUUCAUUUUUGUGAAGCGCGGGUAUGCAGGAGUAGCAGUGGCAAUACGAGUGUGGAACAAAUGUGGCGACGAAAUGAAAACAACGUUCGAUACUGCAUUGCUAAUUGUUUGGGGUUGACACCUGAAGCCAAAUCAAAAGCGUCAAAAACUUGCCAAUUUGAUUCAUCCUGGGGAAGAGUGCAAGGGUGUGACAGCACUUUCAUUGUGCCGAAAAAAAGCAAAUUUAAGUUAAUCUGCAACAUGGAGUUAUUCCGGGAUCUUUCCAUCAUUAUUGAUACGCCUAAAACUUCACUUUGCGACAUGAUUACUCUUAAUAUUGCUGUGUUCAACCCAAACACAAGUGAAAUGGAAGUAGCACCAGAUAGAAUUGCAAACGUACCAUCCACAAUCAAUUGGGCAAAACAACUCGGCAUAAAAAUUUUGUUCAACGUGGGAAGCUGGGACGCAUUCGUAAUGCACCCAAAGGAAAUUACAAAGCUGGCUUCAGACAGUAACGCGCAAACAACCAAAUUUAUUGAAAGCAUAUAUUCUUUGAUCAAAAAGUUCGAUCUGGACGGAGUUUACUUCGCCUGGUGUUGGCCAGGGUGUACUCAGAAUUAUUGCACGAAUGAUAUUCUAAGGAAAAAAGUAUCCCAGUUUAUCCGAGACUUGGCCCAGCCUCUAAAAGAUAAAGGCCAAUUGUUUACAUAUUUAAUUCCCGGAAAUGCUGCAAAAGCUGGUAUAACCCUAGGUGACUAUUUCUCGGACAUAGUGGACGUCGUUGAUUUUUUCAUAUUUGAAAGCCACCUUCAAAGUGGCGAUUGGGCGCAAACUGCUGAAUUUAACUUCAAUUUAAAGGAAACUAAGAAAGUUCUCAGUGAAUAUUUAGCGAUCGUCAAAAGUCCGCGGUUUAGAAGUAAAAUCAUGUUUACAUUUCAAACAUGGAUCUUCAAUUACGAGCUUGUUGGCGCCUCUGCCAAAAUUGGAGGCACUGUGAUAAAAAACUCGCAGAUUAAAAAAUUCUUGGGAAUUCGAGAUUGGUGCAAGGCGGUUCGGGACAACACUUAUGAUGUGGUCAGAAAUCCGGAAACGCAAAAUUAUGCAGUCAAAGGCAACACCCUUUUUGCUUUUGAUGACGUUGAAUCAAUAAAGGCUAAAGUAAAAUACGUGAUGAGUUUUGGGUCAGGGGUAGUUAUAACUGACAUGCUGUAUGACGACUUCACAGGGGACUGUGGCUGCGGCAAAAUGCCAUUUUUAAGAGUUAUUGCUAACACAUUAAAAAUGAUGUGUGAUCCUCUACCUUGCUUUUAG
Molecule: messenger RNA, 1374 nt
Organism: Neocloeon triangulifer
Lineage: Eukaryota; Metazoa; Arthropoda; Insecta; Ephemeroptera; Baetidae
Product: chitinase-3-like protein 1
Exons: 11
Coding region: 49-1374 (441 amino acids)
Biological process (GO): carbohydrate metabolic process; chitin catabolic process
Cellular component (GO): extracellular region
Molecular function (GO): chitin binding; chitinase activity
Source: RefSeq, a predicted model, not a curated record